AUGGCGUCAAAUGCAACGGAAGCGAACAACAGGCUCGACUCGUCCAGCCGGGCGCUCAGCAGACCAGAAAUACUCAAUACUUCUCGUAAGACACAUCCAGCCCGAAACAUUGUGUCAAAUCAUCGUACAUUCUCUUCAUCGUUGCUAAUAAAUUCCAUCGCAAACAGGCAUUCCCAAACCGAGAUGGCGUGGAGUUCACGGUUACUUAGGGACAACGUAGUUGCAGAAGCUCUGGCAGUGGUCCAGGCACUUCAGCUUGCCCACCAGCGGUUGCGCACCCUUCCUCCUGGUCCAGGUGGUCCCAAGCUUGCUACGGUACAUAUUUUCACGGGAGCCCUUCACGUGUUCCGAGACAUCGUACUUACCAACAACGCCUGGAGUGCGAACAGGAGUCUCACUCCUCACGCUAAACUCUUGAGAACGAUUCAAGUCAUGAUGUUCGAACAAAGUCAGAAGCUUGGCGACAUUCCCGAUCUGGAGGUCGAUUUACACCUCUACUGGCUAACGGCGGAAAGUAGCCUCGAGAGCCAGCGGGCCGCCAAGCGCGUUGCCCUCCAAUGUCGACUACUUGAUGGCGAGCAGAAUAUGUUUACCCUGGACGGUGAAGCCAGACUCGCUGCAGAGAUGCCUCCAUCGGUGUAUCUCGAUGUAGAACACGCCCUUAUCCAAAAAAGUAAGGAUCACAAAGAGAAGUCCAACGAGAAAUCAGCAGCAGCCGGUGUCCCUAGAGAUAUCAUCUGUUCCGUUGGAUACCACGACUCGUGGUACGGUCAGUCAUAUGACCCCUGUCCGGAGCCAUACGUCUCCUCCUUUUCCGACCCCGAGGACUUUUACGAUUCGGACCUCGAGGUCCACGAGUCCAUCGAGAUUUCCCCCUCGCCCUCUCGCCCCAGCAACCCGGUGUCCUACACGUCAGGCCCGCCCCCAAUGGGCGGCCCUCCGGACAUGGUAUCGAACAUCCCCUUCCCGGGAACGAACAAGCCACUGUGGUGGCGCGAUCUCGGUCCGGCCCGUCCCACCAUCGAGCAGACCAGCCAGAUCAAGGACUCGACCCCAAGCAUCGAACAAGAUGAUGUUCCAGGCACCGAAAAAGCCACGGUGACUAGAACCGAAGCGACGGCUGAGGAGGAAGAUGACUGGAUGGAGGAGCAUGUUCUGGAGCAGUGCAUCCGUUUCAUGCAGGAGAGGAGGAUGCGUGGACAUAGGGAGGAACCGGUUCUGGAGCGGUGGCAGGAGGUCUGCCUCAAGGAGCUUCGCCUGAUGGCGCCUGGAAAUCCCAUUGUGCGUGCUCAUGAGGCGAAGAGAGUCCGGAUUAACCGCUUGCUGGACCAAAUCCAUGCCAUGCGUGUGAACAUAAGCCAGCGGCAAAAGCUGGUGAGUGAGAAAGACAAGGAGGUGCGCCACUUGGCGCGUGACCAACCUUUCUUCUUCGGAGCAUCCUUUUCCUAA
This is a messenger RNA of Neurospora tetrasperma FGSC 2508, 1449 nucleotides long. RefSeq lists its product as uncharacterized. The record is from RefSeq and is a predicted model, not a curated record. Bases 1 to 1449 code for a protein of 482 amino acids. The transcript has 2 exons. Lineage: Eukaryota; Fungi; Ascomycota; Sordariomycetes; Sordariales; Sordariaceae.